Messenger RNA from Chrysemys picta bellii (western painted turtle), 3611 nucleotides. The record is from RefSeq and is a predicted model, not a curated record. NCBI's taxonomy places the organism in Eukaryota, Metazoa, Chordata, Testudines, Emydidae.
AGCAGAGUAAAGGGAAAUAAAAUAUUUGGGGCGGUUCACACGACAUCAGCAGCAGCAGCAGCUCCCGGGCUGUGUCCAGCAGCUCCAACCCCGCCAGCUGUUGCAGCGCGAGAGGGCACGUGCGAGCGGUGCUGCCCGGGUGCUGCCCUGGGGAAGACACAUAGGAAGGGGGCAGGCUUGUUGCCCAUUUUCUCCUUCCUUUUCAUUGCCCCGUGGCUGCGGCCGGCGACCCUCCGGUGCCAAGGGAGGGGCGGCCAAGCGCAGCAGAGACGCGGGGCAGCAUCUGAUCCGCUCCAGGGAAGCCGAGAAGCGGCACGCCCCGACCCCGGAGCAGCAGACGAAGCUUCCCCGCAGCGCGUUGCGCGAUCGCAGGGGAACCCGCCCCAAGGCUGGGGAGGCAGCUCCCCGGCCAGAGGUGGGAAGCGCUCGAGCAGCCGGCGAGGGGAGGGGAGGGAGCGCGCUGUCCCCCAGCCCCUCACUUCAGGGGGUGGGGAAAGAAGCCCUGGGCAAAGGGACCUCCCCGCAGGAGAGACUGAAAAGCAGCCAGAGCCCAAGGAAAGUCCCCCUCCUCCCCCGCCAGCAGCGACUUUGCGACUGUCCCGGCCUCGGAUCAGGAUGCGGUUCCUGCUGCUGCUGCUCCCCGAGCUGCUCCUCCUGGUGCCGGCUCAGAAGUUCUCCGCGCUCACGUUUUUGAGAGUGGACCAAGACAAAGACCGAGAAUGCAGUCUGGACUGUGCAGGAUCCCCUCAGAAAUCACUUUGUGCUUCUGAUGGAAGGACUUUCCUGUCCCGUUGUGAAUUUCAACGAGCAAAAUGCAAAGAUCCUCAGUUGGAAAUUGCAUAUAGGGGCAACUGCAAAGAUGUUUCCAGGUGUGUGGCAGAGAGGAAAUACACCCAGGAACAAGCACGCAAGGAGCUUCAACAAGUUUUCAUUCCCGAGUGCAAUGAUGAUGGCACAUACAGCCAGGUUCAGUGUCAUAGUUACACAGGAUACUGUUGGUGUGUCACUCCCAAUGGACGUCCAAUCAGCGGUACAGCUGUAGCACAUAAAACUCCACGGUGUCCAGGGUCUAUAACUGAGAAGUUGCCACAACGAGAAGGUGCAGGAAAUACAGAUGAUGCCUCAGCUCCCGCGCUGGAGACUCAGCCUCAAGGUGAUGAGGAAGAUAUAGCUUCUCGUUACCCUACAUUAUGGACUGAGCAAGUAAAGAGUAGGCAAAACAAAACCAAUAAAAAUUCAGGUAAGAAUAUGCGGUCUCCUUGCUUUGCAAAGUUGUGUGGAAGCACUUUAUUAAGUCAUAUUCAAAUUGCAAUUGUGGAAGUGAAAAUCAUUUUAAUACACCAGAGCUUAUACUUCCAUCUUCCCACCACAACACUCAAGAUACAAUUUCCUGGGUUGCUGACACAGCAGGAAGGUUGUCCAGGGGCCAAGAAGAAUGAGUUCCUGACCAGUGUUCUGGAUGCACUCUCCACCGAUAUGGUCCACGCAGUCUCCGAUCCAUCAUUGUCUUCCAGCAGGCUUUCAGAACCUGAUCCAAAUCAUACUCUGGAAGAGAGAGUGGUCCACUGGUAUUUCAAACAACUUGAUAAAAAUUCCAGUGGCGAUAUUGGCAAAAAGGAAAUCAAGCCAUUCAAGAGAUUCCUGCGAAAAAAGUCAAAGCCCAAAAAAUGUGUGAAGAAGUUUGUAGAAUACUGUGAUGUGAACAAUGACAAAUCCUUAUCAGUUCAAGAAUUAAUGGGUUGUCUGGGAGUAACAAAAGAAGAAGGUAAAGCAGACACAAAGAAACGCCACAAUAUAAAACCAGAGGAUCACAAUUCCUACCUUGGUUCCCCUUGGCUCCAGCAGGAAGCAAGUUCCAGCAGCCAUUUACAGGCCCCCAAAAAUAAUCCUGAAAGCACUUCCUCCAACAGGCAGCAAAGCUCUAAGAAGCAAGGAUGAACAGCUUACAUAUUCAAGCCAGAUCUCUUUGACAUGUGGGAGAUUUCCUCACCAAAAGGCAAUAAAAAACAACAACCAUAGUAUUUGCACUUUGUACUUUAAAAUGUAAAUUCACUUGUAGAAAUGAGAUAUUUAAACAGACUGUUUUUUUAAUCUGUGAAAAUGUAACAGCUAGUUUGAAAAAUUAUCACAUACAAUGUAUGUGCCUUCUUUUGUCGUAUGAAAUCUGUACGUGUUGGAGAUGUAAAAGUUUGCAUUUAAACAUUUUUUUUUAAGCAGCUUUCUUGCAAACAUUAAUAUAGAAACCUGACUCUAGGUAUCUUGGUUUCAAUAGUAUGCCUUGUUUUUCCUUACCAAUACAGUCAUUUAAACAUAGUUAUGCUGAAAAACUGCUUAAGAUCUACUGUAUUUACAAUUUUGUCCAAGCAGUGUUGGAGAUUUUAUGUUUCCAAGUCCAAGGGAAGUGUGAAAAUUGCUGUUGACUCAUUUUUGCAGCCUCUAAGUGAAUGGAUAUUUCCCCGCUGGUGACAUUUUGUUUUUAAUAUUUUGCUUUCCAAAGAUAAUGCAAUGAGAAUGCAACCACUAAAAGAUUCCAACAGCUAUUCUAUGGUUAGGGCUCUUGUAGAAAAAUGUAUUUUAUCCAUUUGAGGUGCCUUCCAUUAUAAAUUUGACUAAGGUUUUUGUUUGUUUGUUUUUGGGUGCAUGUGAGGGUGUGUGUAUGGGGAGGGAGUAUGCCCUUUUGCCUGAAUUAGUCAUGCAACUAACUGAAAAGCAAUAUCACUCAAGUUAGCCUCUGUCAAGCCCUAGAGCAUGUUCCUGCAGUCAGCAUAAGGCAGCAAAGGGUCACAGUUGUUCAGUAUUGUAAAUCUAAUUAUGAAGAGACAAAGAAGGCUAAACAGACUUGUCUGUCUUUUGUUUUCCCUACACCUGGCUGAGCCCCCAUCCGUUCCUGAGGGUGCCGCAGGGUCCAUGAGACGGUAAAGCUAUCACAGAACAAAUUAUGAAUAGUUGCCGUAAGGAGGUGUAGCCAGAAAAACCCCUGCCUUGGGCAUUCUCCUUGCUCCCUGGGAGAAGUUCCUACAAGUUUUCAUACCUUUUCUGUCAUGUUUUCCCCUCUCUCUCUCUUUUCUUUCUUUCUUUUGGAGUGCCUCAAGGGAACAGGAACUUGCAGAUGUGAACUAGAAUGAAACUUGAAAAAAGGUUCAGACCUUGAAAAUGAAUUAUAAGUAAUUGAAUUGAUCAAUGCAGUGAUAAAUGGACUGCUGGCAUCUAAAAACCAUAAUAUGGAGGGGUGGGCACAUUGCAAUGAGCAGCAGUUUUAUUCCAUGUUGUUAAAAUAAGUUGUGUGGGACCUGCCUUGGGAGCAAUAUGUAGAUUAGCUAGUCAGAAGGAUGACCUGGCUCAAACUCACAUAUGAAAAAUCUUUGUUACGGAAACAAAUGUUUCAUUUAAAUUCCACAUGUGAAUAUAUGCUGAAAUAUUGCUACGAGACUGUGCAUACAUUGGAAUUGUUAAAAAAAGAACGUGCUAAGGUGUUUGGGGGUUUUUUGGGGGAGGGGGCAAAUGUGUGUUUUCUUUGUAAAAGCAUUUUUUAUUCAAAAUUUGAUAUCCUUUUAUAAUGCUAAAUUUUGAAUUUAAUCUUUUUUUAGAUUAAAGCUUAGUAUGCUAUCAAA